Molecule: messenger RNA, 494 nt
Organism: Pogonomyrmex barbatus (red harvester ant)
Lineage: Eukaryota; Metazoa; Arthropoda; Insecta; Hymenoptera; Formicidae
Product: ejaculatory bulb-specific protein 3-like
Source: RefSeq, a predicted model, not a curated record
CACAUUUCAUCGAGAAACCAGUAUCUCAGAAGUUAGUCUAAAAAUAUAAGAGACAAUGGCUCGGUUAAGCUACAUUCUAACGUUCAUCAGUAUUGCAUUGAUGUGCGUUCUCGCAGAAGAAAAACUUUAUUCCGAUCAAUAUGACGAUAUUGAUGUAAUGAAAAUCCUCGAGAACGAGAAACUGCGAAAGCAAUAUUAUAAUUGUUAUAUGGAUAAAGAACCAUGCGUGACAGCAGAUGCGAAGUUCUUUAAAGAGAUUUUUAGCGAAGCUCUCCAAAGUAAUUGCAAGAGAUGUACCGAGAAGCAAAAGGACAUACUAAAUCUAAUAGUGGAUUGGUAUACAAAGAACAAACCUGAUGAAUGGGAAGCUCUCGUUGCGAAAUCUCUAGAGGAUAUGAAAAAGAAGAAUGCUAAUUAGCAAUAAGCAAUAAUUGUUGAAAUAACUGACAAGGAAAACACGAAAGGAAUUGAAAAUGUAUAUUAAUCAUCUACGA